Megachile rotundata (alfalfa leafcutting bee) is the source of this 3305-nucleotide messenger RNA. Its product is annotated as homeobox protein BarH2. The record is from RefSeq and is a predicted model, not a curated record. Gene Ontology annotation, biological process: regulation of DNA-templated transcription. Gene Ontology annotation, molecular function: DNA binding; DNA-binding transcription factor activity, RNA polymerase II-specific. NCBI's taxonomy places the organism in Eukaryota, Metazoa, Arthropoda, Insecta, Hymenoptera, Megachilidae.
CUCCACGCAGCGAACCGCUCCCUGAUCAGACAGCCUUUAAACGCUCUUUAUCUCCGACCAGCGACAAAGGAUAUCGUGAUCUCGUGCCCGUGCUCGUGCCCGCGCCCGUGCUACGACCUCUCGUUAUUUGCCGCGAGUUCCUUCCGCGCGCCGGUUCAUCGACGCUACUUCCGGUUAAAGUGAACAGUAAUAGCGUUUGAAAGAGUGCAGAGUUGAUCCUGGGAUGAAAGACGUUGAAGUUCGGUGAACGUUUAAAAACAGAUUCGGGAUCGAAAGCGGAAAAUCGUGUUGAAGGGUGGUUGUCGACAGUGUACGUUGGUCGAAUCGCGAGGAAACGAGAGGGAGUUUUCUUCGGUGGAUAACUGGUAAUUAAACGGUCGAGGAAAAGGAGAGAAAGGAAAGCGGAAAUGGCCGGCGGGCUAGCUGUUACGCGUGGCAAUUAUGUUGAGCGGCCAAUUAGCAAUUAACCGACGAGAGCAGCGGAGCGGCCCCUUAAUUGCGGCUAGGCACAACAACAACAACGAGAGAAGGAAGAAGAGAACCAAGGUGGAGGCGGAGGUGGAGCGACCGAGUGAACGGGCGGAAGCGCAAGGUACAUCAGAACCAUCUCACGCGCCAUUUACUCCCGAUUCUCGCUUCGAAAUCGACCAAGAACUUCCUUGAUCUUCCGUUUAAUUAAUCCGAGACGGCACGAUCGAACGAACCGACAGGAAUGUUGAGGGCGAAGCGACACCGGGAAAAGUUCCAACGGUCCACCGGAGGAUAUCGCUCGAGGAUACAGUGAAGUGCGGUUGCUAGCCGGUCAAGGAAUAUUACGCGAACGCGCUCGAGUUCCUGAAGAAACGCGACGCGGUCACCGUCGGCAAGAUUCUGUCUCCCAGGUACCGGGCGAGUCCUGGGGUGGCGACAGAGGCACCUGCAGGUGCCCGUAGCCCGAACGAACCACCUACCUGUACCGUGAUGACGGUCCAUCAUCAUCAGAACCACCACGUGGCGGCUCUGAGCGGCGUCACCGUGGCCAAUAACGGUCUCAACCUGAGCAGGAUGUCCGGCCUGGAGGCGCAUCGGCUCGAGAACAUCGCCGAGAGGAACGGCGUCAGCGUAGGCCGAUUGUCCAACGGACUGGACGCUAGGAACAACAAUCACGGUGGGAACAACGGUUUGGAGCGCGGCGACGCUUCGACGACGAUGCCGCAGAGAUCUCGUUUCAUGAUCACCGAUAUCUUGGGGGGAGCCUCGAGCAAGAUGCACCAGGCGGGUCUGCAGACGCAGGAAUCACCCGGUAGUCCUCCGUCGACGCCCAGGGACCUUAGUGUCAGACACCAGUCGAGGACGUCGUUGAGCAACAGUAACCUCGACGAGGAUAGCGACGCCAGUCACCACGAUGGCGCUUCCGUUACUUCCAAUGGUGGCAAGGAGGACGACCCGAAAGGUUCAUCGUCGGGUACCUUGGGGUCGGCGCAAAGCAAGAAACAACGAAAAGCGCGCACAGCGUUCACGGAUAAUCAACUGCAAACCCUGGAGAAGAGUUUCGAGCGACAAAAGUAUCUGAGUGUACAGGAUAGGAUGGAACUAGCAGCGAAACUGCACCUGACCGACACCCAAGUCAAGACGUGGUACCAGAACAGAAGAACAAAAUGGAAGAGGCAGACGAUCGUGGGUUUCGAGAUCAUGGCGGAGAACAAUUUCGCGGUGGCGGCGUUCCAGCAAUUGUACGGAAGCGGUGGCGUCCCGGCAGCAGCGGUCGCCGCGCAUCCUGCGGCAGGGCGAUAUUGGCCAUACCUGAAUGCACACGCGCUACCGACCAACGGUCUCUUCUACCAACAAGCAUCCGCGGCUGUGACACUACAGAAACCUCUAGCUUACAGGCCGUACCCACCGACGAUGAUCCUGGCAGGACCCAGCAAUCCUCUAGGUACGUUAUCGGCCAGCUCUAGUCUAUCGAACCUGAGCAACUACUACCGAGACAGUCCGGACAUGGUCGAAGGAAGAGAAAGAGAGAACCUGGACAGAUCGUCGAGGCAAAGAGACAGAAGCAGAAGUCCCGUGAUAAGGGACAGGUCGCCGUUGAGGAAGGAAGAAAGACUGUACACGCCGACGAUGGUCCAGGCAGGAUCGAGUAACACUAUCGGAACGCUGACCGCGAGUUCCAGUCUCUCGAACCUGAGCAAUUACUACAGAGACAGCCCCGAAGUGGCGGAGAACAGAGACAGGGAGAACAUGACCCGAGUACCUAGACAGAGGGAUAGGAGCAAGAGUCCGGUGUUGAGAGAACGAUCUCCCGUGCGCAAGGACGAAAGACUUUAUCCGGCUAGCAUGCUCCAGCCGGGUCCUAGCAACACCAUCGUGACGGGGAAUUCGGGUCUUCCGAUGGCCAACUACUACAGGGACAGCCCCGAGAGGGAGAACCUUAACAGGGCGAGCAGACAGAGGGACAGGAGCAACAGUCGCGACCGAUCGCCGAUGCAGAGAGAGGACAGUCCUCAGAGCAUAAGGGCGGACAGCGACGAAGAGAGUAUACACGAUAUCUAGGACAUAGAGGACGAAGAACUGGAGGAAUCGAGGGAACCGUCUUCUUGCGACCAGAUUGAAGAGGAUGAAUCAGGCUCCGUCGAAGAGGAUGGUUAAUCCUUGCAGUUUGCUCGAGGGUGUCUCGAGUUCCUCGCGUCGAGGCAGCUAAGAGGUCGAUGCGCGCGAAAAUCACCCCUAGGUGAUCGAUACCUAACUUCGACGCUAGUUCAUCGCGAUGUCGUGGUCUCGAUCGCGGAUUCGUAUCGAGCGAUGUCGCGAACUCGACCCGUCGAUAUUUCAGCACGCGAUAUCGUUGACGCUCGAACGUUGCUCGGAGCAAUCGAAUCUGACAGCGAACGUGUUAAAUUCGACGCCAUUGACAUGAAAUUAGCACGGAAUGGUCGAUUUCGUGAGGUGGAACACAGGAAAUGACACGGCACGGGACGUCCGGAUUUCCUAGAUAAUGAGAACACGCGGAGGAAGCACUGUGUGGUUAACCAAAGUUUGUGAUUCGAACGGUUCGUUAGUGAAUGAACAGGGUUAUGGUGAAUCAGUAUUUAAUGCUCGAUUGUGAUGGUUGUGUACUCAACAAUGAAUUAUUAUGGAUAAACUGGGGACUGCGGAUCUUUAUGCAAAUAUGUAUACGUCUUUUUACUAAAUACAAUUUGCAUAAAAAAAUUAAACAACCAGUGUUCAGCAUCCGAGUAUCAUUUACGCAUUCCCCGCAAUUUAUUCCGUUUUAUUAUACACACAUAAAGUUAACGUUCUCUUCGCGUACUCUGAUAUGCCAUAAA